UGUUAUGAGAAAAUUUGUUGAAGCAAUCGGUAAAAGAAAAAUAAUGCCAGAAAACUAGAGUUGUAUUGUAACUUUUAACAGUACUUUGUAUUUAUAUUACAAUUUGGAUUGCAUUUUAUGUAUUGAUAUUUGUUAUGUUAUGGAGGCUGAAGCUACUAAUGGUGGUACACUUCUGACUUACACAGUCACAAAUGAUCGUGGUUGGAAUGACCCACCAAUACAUAUCUUCAGCCCUGGAGGAGGAAAUCGAAAAAAAAAUAAUUUGAACAAGAGAGUUGGUCAUUCCUUAAAUUCCAAUGGUAAUUCAUUUUUGAAUCAAACACCCUUUCAUCAAAAUGGAAUUCAUAGCAAUCUACAUUCUGCAAUAAAAUCUGACUCUCUUCCUCAGUCAUCUUUUCAUCAAAACAGAAUUUACAACAAUCUACAUCCUGUAUUGAAAACUGAUGCUCUACCACAGAAUAACUGUGCGGCAGGAGUUCUUGAGUUAUCAAACAAUUUAGAGCAUGUUAGUUUUAAUCAUUCAAAUAGCAAUCCUGACUUACAAAAAGUUUGUUCAUCUUCCUCACAAAUGCAUCAUGCUGUAAGCUAUCCAUAUGAUAUAAAUAAAGUUGGUUUAUCUUCAUUGUAUAAUCCAAAUUGCUUAAUCAGUUCAGAAUCCAGUUGCUCCUCAAACAAUGAUCACUUAAAAACAUCAGAAAAUCAGAACAAUUAUAGAAGAUUUAGUGAUGUAUCUGUUCCUGGAAAAGUUAGUGAUCCAUUGUCAAUACUUUCUCAACUUGGCACUCCAACUAUGUUAAAGUCAUCACAUUUACAAACUGAAACCAAAGAUUCUGUUCAAAGUUCAGAUGCUUCUUUUCUUAAUUAUGAUAAAUCUAGAAUAUCCCCAAUUAAUGGCUAUCAAACUCCUCCUAUUCCAGAGCAUCAAAAUGAAGAUUCUCUAGUUUCAUCUAUUCCUUUAGGACAGUCAACUCAUAACAAUGGGUAUUUAGUGAGUAAUUCUUCAACUGAAUUUCAAAAGUCAAAUUUAGUUGGCCCACCUCCAACUGUGGGGUAUUACAUUCAAAAUGGCAAAAGUUCACCAAACCGUUCAUCUCCAGUUAAUCUAAGAGCUCGUUCUCCGUUACUGAUUACAAAUGUCAAUAUUGAAAAUGACAAUGAACUGCUUGAAUCAACCAUUAAAAAUCUUCAAGAAUGCAAAGAAAAGUGUCUUUGUCGUUUAAAUAGUAGAAAUAGUGAUGAAAUAAACAAAAAAAUUAUUUCUUUUCAACAAUCUUGGUUAUUAGGAAAGUUAUCUGCAAUUGUAAAACUACAAAUGUCAGAAUUAGCUAUUGCACUUAUGAUGAUGGAUUUCACUAAAGCUGAUCAAAUUCACAAAAGUUUAAUUUUGGAUCAUUCAAAUGAGGUCACUUCAUGGAUUGUUGGUAUAAAAAAGUUAGUUGUUACUUCUCAACAAACACUAAUUGAGAAUAAUAAAUUUACAGAGGAUAAUCGGAUCAGCUAACGUUAUCACCAAGUUAAAAUUUCAUUUCUUAGUCAGAAUAAACUAUUCUUGGACUAAGCGUUUCGUUGUUAAAUUCACCAACCAAUUCAUCCCAUUAAUAGAAUGAUAUAAAAAGAAUUGGCGUGUGAAUACUUCAUAAAGUUGAUCUAUUAUAUGACGAUAGUUUGUUAUGAUAAUCAUUGAAUUUUUGUUUAGUUCAUCGAUUAUUUUACAAGAGGUUAUAAUUUUGAUAAUGUCUGCAUUUUUUUAUUUAUUAUUUUGAGACUAAAUAAAUCAGAAAUUUUUUUAAA
Molecule: messenger RNA, 1791 nt
Organism: Hydra vulgaris (swiftwater hydra)
Lineage: Eukaryota; Metazoa; Cnidaria; Hydrozoa; Anthoathecata; Hydridae
Biological process (GO): regulation of transcription by RNA polymerase II
Cellular component (GO): nucleus
Source: RefSeq, a predicted model, not a curated record